UCGGCGGCUGGACGGGAGCGGAGCGGAGCCGAGCUGCGCUGCCAGCCUGCCCCGUCCCGAGCCGACCCGAGCGGGCAGCGCCGGGGGGGGAGCCGCCGCCCCAUGCGUUGAGGGGCGGCGGGAUGGGGCCGCGGGGCGCAGGCGGCUGGGCCGGCCGCGCCGGGGCGCCGGCUCCCGGUUGGACGUGCCUCCUGCCGUUGCUGCUGUGCGCCGCGCUCCGGAGUCUGCUGGCCAGCCCCGGCAGCGAGGUGAAUUUAUUGGACUCGCGCACAGUAAUGGGGGAUCUGGGAUGGAUAGCCUACCCAAAAAAUGGGUGGGAAGAAAUUGGUGAGGUGGAUGAAAACUACGCUCCGAUACACACGUACCAAGUAUGCAAGGUAAUGGAACAGAAUCAGAACAACUGGCUUCUGACCAGCUGGAUCUCUAAUGAAGGGGCAUCUCGCAUCUUCAUUGAGCUCAAAUUCACCCUGAGGGACUGUAACAGCCUUCCAGGAGGACUUGGGACUUGCAAAGAGACUUUUAACAUGUAUUACUUUGAAUCAGAUGAUGAAGAUGGGAGGAAUGUCAAAGAAAACCAGUACAUCAAGAUUGACACCAUUGCUGCUGAUGAGAGCUUCACAGAGUUGGACCUCGGCGACAGAGUUAUGAAGCUAAACACAGAGGUGAGAGAUGUCGGGCCCCUAACAAAAAAGGGAUUUUACCUUGCUUUCCAGGAUGUGGGUGCCUGCAUUGCCCUGGUCUCUGUGCGUGUGUACUACAAGAAAUGCCCAUCAGUGAUCCGCAACCUAGCCCGCUUUCCAGACACCAUCACGGGAGCGGAUUCCUCGCAGCUGCUAGAAGUGUCAGGCGUCUGUGUCAACCACUCAGUGACCGAUGAGGCGCCGAAGAUGCACUGCAGUGCUGAGGGGGAAUGGCUGGUGCCCAUCGGGAAAUGCUUAUGCAAGGCAGGGUACGAGGAGAAGAACAACACCUGCCAAGUAUGCAGACCUGGGUUCUUCAAAGCUUCACCCCACAGUCCAUCCUGCAGCAAAUGUCCCCCUCACAGCUACACGCUUGAUGAAGCAUCCACAUCUUGCCUGUGUGAAGAACACUAUUUUAGGAAGGAAUCAGACCCACCUACAAUGGCCUGUACAAGACCCCCCUCUGCUCCCCGGAGUGCCAUCUCAAAUGUUAACGAGACUAGUGUCUUUCUGGAAUGGAUUCCCCCUGCUGAUACUGGUGGAAGGAAAGAUGUGUCUUAUUAUAUUGCAUGCAAGAAGUGCAACUCACACUCAGGUCUGUGUGAGGCGUGUGGCGGUCAUGUCAGGUACCUCCCCCAGCAAACCGGCCUGAAAAACACCUCUGUCAUGAUGGUGGAUCUGCUUGCUCAUACAAACUAUACCUUUGAAAUUGAGGCAGUGAAUGGAGUGUCCGACCAGAACCCCGGAGCCCGGCAGUUUGUGUCUGUAAAUGUAACCACAAACCAGGCAGCACCUUCUCCAGUCAGUAGUGUGAAAAAAGGGAAGAUAACUAAAAAUAGCAUCUCCCUUUCCUGGCAGGAGCCAGAUCGACCCAACGGCAUCAUCCUGGAAUACGAAAUCAAAUAUUUUGAAAAGGACCAGGAGACAAGCUACACCAUCAUCAAAUCCAAAGAGACGACGAUUACGGCAGAUGGCUUGAAACCAGGCUCAGCGUACAUCUUCCAGAUCCGAGCCCGGACAGCUGCCGGCUACGGUGGCUUCAGCCGAAGAUUUGAGUUUGAAACCAGCCCAGUGUCAGUAGCUGCAUCCAGCGACCAGAGCCAGAUUCCUAUAAUUGUUGUGUCUGUAACAGUGGGAGUCAUUCUGCUGGCUGUUGUUAUCGGUUUCCUUCUCAGUGGAAGUUGCUGCGAUCAUGGCUGUGGGUGGGCUUCUUCUCUGCGUGCUGUUGCCUAUCCGAGCCUAACAUGGCGAUGUGGCUAUAGCAAGGCUAAGCAAGAUCCAGAAGAAGAAAAGAUGCAUUUUCAUAAUGGCCACAUUAAGCUGCCUGGAGUAAGGACCUACAUUGACCCCCACACCUAUGAGGACCCUAAUCAAGCCGUCCACGAGUUUGCUAAGGAAAUUGAAGCUUCGUGCAUAACCAUUGAAAGAGUUAUCGGAGCUGGUGAAUUUGGGGAAGUCUGCAGUGGGCGGCUGAAGCUGCAGGGAAAGCGUGAGUUUCCGGUGGCUAUCAAAACCCUGAAGGUGGGCUACACAGAGAAACAGAGGAGAGAUUUCUUGGGAGAAGCAAGCAUCAUGGGGCAGUUCGACCACCCCAACAUCAUCCACCUUGAAGGCGUUGUCACAAAAAGCAAACCAGUAAUGAUAGUGACUGAAUACAUGGAGAACGGUUCUCUGGAUACAUUUUUAAAGAAGAACGAUGGGCAGUUCACGGUCAUUCAGCUGGUCGGGAUGCUGCGAGGCAUCGCGUCAGGAAUGAAGUACCUGUCUGACAUGGGUUAUGUACACAGAGAUCUGGCCGCCAGGAAUAUCCUAAUCAACAGCAACUUAGUCUGCAAGGUGUCAGACUUCGGCCUCUCCAGAGUCCUAGAAGAUGACCCUGAAGCAGCUUACACAACCAGGGGAGGGAAGAUCCCCAUCCGAUGGACAGCACCCGAAGCGAUCGCCUUCCGCAAAUUCACAUCGGCCAGCGAUGUCUGGAGCUAUGGCAUUGUGAUGUGGGAGGUGAUGUCCUAUGGCGAGAGGCCUUACUGGGAAAUGACAAACCAAGAUGUGAUUAAAGCCGUGGAGGAAGGCUAUCGCCUGCCAAGUCCCAUGGACUGCCCUGCUGCUCUCUACCAGCUAAUGCUUGACUGCUGGCAGAAAGACCGCAACAGCAGGCCCAAGUUUGACGAAAUUGUCAGCAUGCUGGACAAGCUCAUCCGCAACCCAAGCAGCUUGAAGACGUUGGUUAAUGCAUCAAGCAGAGUAUCAAAUCUGUUGGUAGAGCACAGUCCAGUCGGAAGCGGUGCCUACAGGUCGGUGGGUGAGUGGCUGGAAGCCAUCAAAAUGGGCCGAUACACGGAGAUCUUCAUGGAGAAUGGAUACAGUUCGAUGGAUGCUGUGGCUCAGGUGACCCUAGAGGACGAAUCACCUUGUGAAAAGUGGAGCCUCACCCUCCACCCCCUCUUUCCAACUGGAUAUCAGACUUGAAGGCAACCUUUCCAGUGGACCAGACCUGCUCUUUAAACUUGUGGACCACCUAGUGACUUUGAGUGUGUCUGGAGCUCUUUCAAUCCACUGCAAGAAUAACUUUACCAGGACAAUACUCAAGAAUAGAUAGAUCCAUGACAUGAGUUUCAGUCUGACCCUUGACUGGACCAAUUACUAACCAUGUGGACUACAUACUUCCACCUUUUGAAAGACCUGUACUCACUGAAUCUCAGGACACCCUGUUGUUUGUUAUUAGAUUAAGAGCUCUGAAUAUUUGUAAUAAUAUGUGCUGUGUUGCUUUGCAUUGUAUAUUUUUUUUUUCUAAAAUAAAAUAAAUUAUUUAUUAAAAGUUAUACUGGAUGAAGAGUGUUUAAGAGUUCACCUGCUCUAGAUGCUUACACUUAACCUGAAAUCUCAGUCCUGAGAUUGUGAUACUGCGUCUGCUUCUGGACAAACCAGUUCUCAUCUCCUAAUCAAGUAGGACAGGAAUAAUGAAAUAAGAGCAGAUGAACUCUUAAAAAAAUUGGGUUUUAAGUCCUCAUUUCAUGCAAAAGUCCCUAGCAAGUCCAUUCCUCUCUUUAGCGUCUUCUGAAGGUCUUUGAGGUUCUUCUUUCCCCUCAUGCAACUAACUAACUCUGUGAGUAGUCCCAGUCUGUAUGGGCAAUUGUAGGGUGACACCAUGUGAAGAGGAGUGGUGAAAUCUGGCCUGGAUGGGAGUUGAAAUACAAAGUAUCUGUGGUAGGCUGCCGGCCACAGAGAUCUUUCAGGAACCUGGCCCUUUUGCUUGCAUGACCAACCGGCUGGUGAGGGGAGUUGUAUUUUAUGUGGCAAUCCAGUCCUAGUCUACACUGUGUUUGACAAACUGGUCCAUGGUGUAUAAGUAGUUCUAUUUGUAAAUAAAAUGUUUUAAAUAUAUUUCUUACAACGUGGAGACUGUGAAUUCAACCCUUGCAAAUGGAGGAUAUUGCAGGGAAGGGGAUACAGUGUUGUCCCUGGCACGUUGCAGAUGGGCUUUCGUGCAAGGUGGUGGUAAGAGAGGAGCAUGUGUGCAGCUGUGUACGGGCUGUUUGGAAUGAGCCGACGCCAAUUUCCCCCUUUAUUUCCUUGGCUUUUUGGUCAACUUAGGUCAGCCUCUUAGUACUGUGUUGGCAAGUGAUUCGAAUUCCCGCCUGUUUCCAUUUUCAACCCUAUGUGAGUGAAAGAAAAGUGGAAAGGUGAGACUUCUCCCUGAACCAAGAAUAAAAAUUGUCUCACUGCUGGAGGGGGGGUCAAGUAUUUUGAAGCAGGGAGACCCCACAGCACAGGGGUCCACGUAUCUCCAUGGCCUCGAGGAGCGCCCGUGCCGCUGCCGCAGCGGCACACGCAAAACCCGACACUGGGGGUCGGGUCACUUGCACAGCAAGGUGCAGCCUGGAUCCUGAUUGCAAGUGUCGUUUGCCCCCGCGUCUUAGUUGUGCCUUUUCUUGCAGGGAAUUGCACAUUUCUAUUGCAAAGCCCCAGUAGAUACCCACACGCAUCUCCUCUGCAGGGGUGAGCCCAGUGAAAUUACCAGUUGGCUGCAGUAAAAUGAGCCAGGCAGCUCUGGACUAGAGCUUGAAAACAACUGUUUUGAACAGAAGUUGAUUUUUUUUGUCCCAAAACCAGCUGUUUUGCAUACCUGAUUUUGUUUAAAAUUGGCUUCAGCCUUACACCACUUUAAGUCCUUCAGCACUGGAUGCACAGGAGCGUGCAAUGUGCUGUAAGUCACCCUUGAAAAAUGGGAAUUAAAGCUUCUGCAUUCUCUAGGCAGUUUUUGGAAAGUUUUGUUGCCGGCUUUGCAACGCACGAGGUAGCAUUUAAAUAAAGGUGCUGAUUUUAUACUAAGUGAGCAUCUGGCUCAGGAACUGUUGUCUUCUGGUCCAUCUUUGUGGAGGUGAAAGACCCCACGGUAGUUUUUGUCCCCUCUCUGAGUCCCCACGCUUUUGGCCAGUGGCUCCACAUCCGAGAGGAUUUGAUAUUCAAAAAAAAAUAGACUGGAUCCCCUGGUGAGCAGCUAAUGGAUUGAAACCAGAAACUCCUUUUUCUUCUUUCUCUGUUUUAAAUCAAUGAGGCGCUCCUCAAGGAUAUUGAGUUAAGGGGAUACUGUAAGGGGGAAAAAAAAAGCUGUGUAGUGAGUAGGGGUUUUUUUAUUAACUGAUGGAGCUGAGUGUGAAACGCCAAGAUGUACAUGCCUUUCUCAUAGUUUCAGGCUAUUUUUUUCUGCAUAACAUGCAAGAGUAUCAGAAAUGAUACAUCUGUGAAAUACGUGGUGCUGGAUUUUCAAAAGAGCUCAGCUUGCACUUUAGAUACCUGGAGGGGGGGAAAAGCUGAAUUUUCAAAAAGUGCCAGCAGAGCAGCGCUCAGCAGGGGGGAAGAUGGUUGUUGGCUCUUUUAAAAAUCAGGUCCUAUACUGGGUUGUUUUUUGGGGUUUUUUUGAUCUUUGGUGUGAACUUCCAACUGUGCUGUGUACAUAAAAUAAAUUGCAUGUAACAAUAGCAUUACUACAUUUUCCUUCAUUAUUAAGAUGGCUUGCUGAACUAGUUUCACAAUUCAGUGGAGGCAGAAAUGAAAGCAUGUUCCCCUGGGAAAGGUAGACACCUUUUGCAGGUGCUGCAGCUUUUCUCUGCCAGGUAAGGAGCGUUGCUGAUGUGUCUCAUUGACCUCCCUUGCUCCGUGUCCCUUACGUUGUGAUUUCCCCUAUGCAUCAGUGAGAUGCAUCGCCGAAAAAGGGUAUGAUAAUGAAAUGAAGUGUUUGGCCUGGAGCAGAAAAUCUGGUAUUUUCCAAAUCAAAAGCCUGAAAGCAUGACAAUCCUUGGAGAACAACAGAUCUAGCUUUUGGCUUCAACCAGCUGGUGUGUUAACAUAUCAACCUUCACUCAGGAUUGCUUUUUAUUCAAAGCAAUGUUCAUCUGUGUAAUUUUUGGACAUGGAUGGUCGGUUGUAUUCGCACAGGAGUCUGUGUCCAGAACGUGAAGCUGCUGAGAGAGGUACACAUCCACGGGUAGCUCACACAACGUUAUGUGAAAGUGGUUUGGUGGUCAUCGCACAUGUUCACCUGCAGUCCAGCAUGCAGCGAGUUUUAGGCCGAGUUUGCAAUGUGUCAGGUGAUGGUUGGGCUCCUGGGUGUCACUGGCAAUCUCCAGCCCUUGCACGUGCCAGCCCUGCUGUGUGGUUUCCAAAAAGCACCUUUGUUCUCAAGGAGGUCACAUCCUGCUGGCUUUUGGUGGAGAGCUUUCUCCUAAAAGACUUGCACACAGGGUGUCAGCAGCUCUGGGAUUCACGCAUGUAUUGGCAAGGCUGUAGAGCCCUACUUUGAAAACAUCUUUUAUUCAGUCCAGCCUGGAGGUAGAAAGUGAGGGGCUGAUAUUUGUCUAGUGGAAGUCUUCAGACAAAACACCAUAUCUCCUCUAAGUUGAACUGCUUCUCUAACAGUCUCUGUGCCUUGUGUUGCAAACACAGAUGCACCAUCUUGAUGUUUCUUCCAAGCUUUUAUUCCUACAAUUUCUUUAUUAACACUUUUUCCCUAGAAAGAAAUCCCUACAAUUACACUCUGCCAUAAUCCAUGACCUUACCUGGCUUUAGAUGUUUCAUUGAAUCUGAUCACCCAAGGUCAUGCUGUAGUAUUUCCAGGGGACGACUUGUCCCACUCCUGUCUUUGAAUGGAAUAAAUUGUCCCCUGGAGGUGCCUCUUUCAUGCCAUCAACAUCAAACUUGGUGAUUACCUUCACCUAUACACCUAAAUUUUAGAGGGCUGAGCUUCUAAGAAAACAAUGUUUCUUCCUAAUCCUACAUUUCAGAUAAACUAUCUUAUUUUACAGCUUUCCUAUAAUGGCAGCCCAGUAGACAGACUCAAAACAAAUAUGCCUUUGGCUUGUAGAACUCACUCCCCCCAAAAAAAUUCAAACAUGGAUUUACAGGAAGAUUUGCAAAGGCCCAGAGGGAAGCUGUGUUGCCAAUUCCUGUUGACUUUAGGGGGUCUUCAGGGUGGUGGCCAUGCUCGAGGCUUUUGCCAUUCAGCUCUCUGUAGAAGCUGGCUCUAGGACUGCAGUUUGUGUAUCUUUGGCUUUGCCUAGUCUGAAGAGGAAGGAAGCAUGGAUUGACCUCACUCCUCACUGCUCAUAUCCGAGAUCAAAUACCAGCCUCUCGCAGGAGAAGAGGAAACUGCAACACAGGCUUUCUUACAUGGCUUUUCUCUUGGAAAUAGGACUUUUCACGCCUAGCAGGGUCCUUGGCCAAAGGUGAUGCUGACGCUUUGCUGUUCAGCUUUUCUCCUUGGCCAGCAAGGUGAUUUUGGUCAAAUCACAUCACCUCUCAGAGAUGCUGUCAGCCAUUAAAUUUUUUUUAAAAAAAUGGGGAAAAUUUAACUUGCCAACUAAACUUGGCUUUGGGAGCCGCCAAUGGUAAGAGGUAGGCGCUGGCAGCAGUAUCGGCGCGUGUGGCGCGUGGUGUGCGCGGCGGCGUGUG
Grus americana (Whooping crane) is the source of this 7631-nucleotide messenger RNA. It is a transcript of the gene EPHA5, whose product is annotated as EPH receptor A5. Gene Ontology annotation, cellular component: neuron projection; plasma membrane. The record is from RefSeq and is a predicted model, not a curated record. Lineage: Eukaryota; Metazoa; Chordata; Aves; Gruiformes; Gruidae. The coding region runs from base 123 to 3149 and encodes 1008 amino acids. Gene Ontology annotation, molecular function: ATP binding; transmembrane-ephrin receptor activity; protein binding. Gene Ontology annotation, biological process: axon guidance; cell surface receptor protein tyrosine kinase signaling pathway; protein phosphorylation. The transcript has 18 exons.